UCUUUGGCUCUCGCUCACACACACACACACACGCGCGCGCGCGCUCUCUCUUACCAUAACAGCUCAUUGAGCGAGCGCGCACUAUUGGAGUUGGAGUUUUGCAGAAACCAGUUCGGGUUUUAUCAUCUUUACUGUACAUCUUGCUCUCGUUCUCUCUCUUUCUCCCUCUGUUUCAUUCGUGUAUUCCUCAGCCGCCAUGUCCGAGGUUUUGCCCUACAGUGAGGGAAAGAUGAACGGCUACGGACCGGACGACGAGGUCGGACAAAUGUCGUUCAGCUGCCGGCUGCAGGACACCAACUCGUUUUUCGGUACGUCGCAGUCCAAAAGGCCGCCGAAGCUCGGACAGAUCGGACGGGCAAAGCACGUGGUCAUUGAAGACGACCGAAUAGACGAGGUUCUGAAAGGCAUGUCGGAUAAACCGUCCCCCGGUGUGUAGACCCUCCUGACGCAUACGAACCCUAAUUUUUGCAUUUUAAUCACCGGUUUGAAGCACCGCAUGUGAAGCAGUGAGGAGCGACUGAGGAGCCUCUGAAGAUCAGGAUGCUGAGAGCGGACUGAAGAAGAGGAGAUGAUGAAGGACUGGUAGGACAUGUCCAAGGGAGUUGAGUUUAAAAUGGGGAAACAAUGGAAUUUUCUUUUCCAAGCUGCUGGUUUAGCUUUAUAAUUCUCCAAAAACAAAACCCACAUAGAUCAUAAACGAAUCCCACCCCACCUUCAUCAGAGCGAUGAGAAGAAGAAGAAUUCUGGAAGUCGUGCCCGGGUCCGACUUCAUCAUUCCGUCAUCACGAUAUCAGUAUUCAGUCAUCACCGGACAUCGGGAUCAGGGUUUUAGAGCCACGUUUCAUUGAUGUAGCUGCAGUCACGUGGAGACUCGUUCGAGUCACGUGCUCACAAACGACGUGUAUAAAUAGUGCAUUAUCAAAAUAAAUUGUAAAAUAAAGAAAUGCAACAGUUGACUAUUGUGUGCAUGCAGAUUGCAUGGCAUUUCAGCUGUAUCACACUUCCGCCAUAUUUUCUAUUCGUGUGUUAAACUAGAAUUAACUCAAAUUACCGAGUUUGUACCUUUGAAGGAAAGUAAUCUUCAAUUAAGCUUAGAUUCAAGGUGCCUCAUUUGCUCCAUCAGCUCCAACUAAGCACCUUUAAUUGUUUAAAAUAAAAAUAAAAUGCACGAGUGAACAUUUAACAAUUGUUUCCGCUUGCUGUAGGCUACAUGUAGUGUUCAUCAUCAGACACGCGCGCGCGUUUUUGUGAAUUAUUUUUAGUUCCGGCUUACGUGUCGUACGGUAGCAUGGGCUCUUUUAAACAUACCAUAUUUACACACACACAGACACACACACACACACACACACACACACACACACACACACACACACACACACACACACAGGGCAGGUCCUGAUGUGUGUGUGUGCAAACCAGAGAAAAACACGUCUGCAAAUCUGCAAAUAUAUGUCAAAAAUAUGGUAAUUUUAUGAAAAUAAUAUACAAGAAGUUUACAUCCAAUGCCAAGGAGGAUCUAAAGAACAAGAAGAAUGAUCAUACUCAUUAUGAUUUCUAAAAUAAAAGGAGGAGGAGAGGAAGUUUAUUUAUCAAUUUUAUUUCAUUGAAUAAUUUUUUUAAUGUUUAGAGUGGUGUAUAUAAGAAAAUCUCUCGGUGAUUGAGUUUGCAUGAAGUUUGUGCUGUGCAGGUGUUUUGCACCUGUGUCCAAAUCUCCUAAUCUUUUUACUGAAUAUUUGUAUUUUUUAUAAAUAAAUAUUUGUUUCUAAAAAAUUAAAUGAUAGUGUGCAUUCAAAAGCAUAAUAAUAAUAACAAUACUAAUAGAAAUUAUUAUUAUUAUUAUUAUUAUUAUUAUUAUUAUUAUUAUUAUUAUUAUUAUUAUUGCUUGUCAUUCCAAAACUUAAACUAUUUCUACUCUGUUAUUUUUAUUUUCAUUCAAAAUAGUGUUUUUUAGUUUUUUCAUUUUUACUUAGAAUUAAUUUUAAUUUUGUUUUUUACGGUUCUGUAUGCUUUUGUUGUGCAUGAAAUGUUCAUAUUUUCCAAAUGAAUA
Molecule: messenger RNA, 2047 nt
Organism: Silurus meridionalis
Lineage: Eukaryota; Metazoa; Chordata; Actinopteri; Siluriformes; Siluridae
Gene: camk2n2b
Product: calcium/calmodulin-dependent protein kinase II inhibitor 2
Exons: 2
Coding region: 197-436 (79 amino acids)
Biological process (GO): negative regulation of protein kinase activity
Molecular function (GO): calcium-dependent protein kinase inhibitor activity; protein kinase binding
Source: RefSeq, a predicted model, not a curated record